Molecule: messenger RNA, 11616 nt
Organism: Caenorhabditis auriculariae
Lineage: Eukaryota; Metazoa; Nematoda; Chromadorea; Rhabditida; Rhabditidae
Source: the annotation of a GenBank genome assembly
AUGCUUGGGAAUAGAACCUACACGGAAGUUGUUGGAUUCUACGAGAUCAUCAGUAGUUUUGUACAGGUACGGAUUUUUUUGAAAUGCGAAUAGUUCUCCGAUGAAAAAUUUUUGCCGCAUGCUAUUUUUUUACUCUCUGACUGCUAGAAAACGACUAAACAGUAUGCGGCAGAGAAAAAUUCGGGCGCGCCUUCAGACGCUCUAGAAGUCUCAAAGUUUUAACUCUGCGACGUCUUUGAGGUCUCACAGUUUUUGAAAGACAGAAGGCGCAGUCUUCUCAACUAAUUUGAAAUCGAACACUUUAUGCUCUUCCAUUUUCACAGAAAUAAGGUCUAUUUUGAUCAAGGCGCUCUCAAAUAUCUCAUAAAACUGUUGUGAACGAAUAAAUCAAUGUACUUUGAUCCGUUGGCAUUGUAAAGAAGAAGAAGAAGAAGACAAAUGAGGGGCGAUUAGAUUGAGAGUUGGCAUGGUGCCCAGGCGGUCGUUGGCCUUUCCGCCCUGGUCACCUCUCGGCUCGCCGUUCGACCACUCACCGUUCUCCUCUAUUUUCCACCUGGACAUCUUCCUCUUUUGUGUCAUCGUUUCUUCUGCAACUCUUUACAGUCGAGAAUUUUUAAAGUUUGUCACCAAACCUUGCUGGAGGAGUUUGAAAGUUAUCAAUUUGUGCUGAAAAGUAGUUGGCGUAUAAUAUAUAAUCUCAAAUAGAAAUGCUGAAGUUUUUUUACCCUCAUUCCAAAAAAAUGUUUUUAAGUUCUACGUGAUUACAAAAAAACUAAUUUUAACCAUUUUUUUAUUGAAUUUUAUUCAUUUUUACAUUUCUAUGUUAUACUCGGCGGCCAAAAAUUUUCUUAUACUAUACUUCUUAAACUAAGUGUAAAACGGGUGUUAGAUGAAGGAUAAAACGCUUACUUGGGAGUCCAGAGUUUCUAUACAUAAUUUUGCAACAAAAAAAUAAUUUAGCCUUGAUUUCGAGGAAAAAUUUGAAGAUCAAGCGGAAAAACUCUGUUUUCAUCUGUUUUGGCUUGAAUUCCGCGAGGAAACCUUGCCGAAUUUCAAAAGAAGGUCUUUAAAAGUUCUUUCACGUCUUUAUUUAUUUUUUUUUCGAAAAAAGAUAAGAUAGAAUCUGUCUCCGCCGAUAAUUUCUCACAUCUAAGGAGCGUGACCACCUAGAUUCUUUCCUGUUUUUUUUUCUUUCGGUCGGCUGUUAUCAUAAGGCGUGUCGAAAGUUGAAUCAAUCCGAUUGCCUUGGAUUUUCUCAGUUCUUUUUCUGUGUUUCAUUCGCGUUUUUUUGAAAAAUUGUUUUCAAUGUGACAUUUUUAUUUGUUCGGACUUUCGCGGCAAAUAAUAUAUAAUUUUUUUUAACUUCUAUAUAAAACUCCCUCUAAAAAAAUACGCUUCCUUAUAACUUCCAGGUUCUUUUCUUUGAACUAUUAUUUUUUUCAUAGCCAAUACUUCCUGACUUGAAAGGCAGAGGAGGCGGAGAAGUGGAUGUGACGCGUAGCGUUCGCGCGCGGUUCUUGGCACGAGUUCAAUUCAAGCGCCACCGACUAUUUAAAAAACUCGUUCACCGCUUUUUUUGUAUCUCUUUUACCAUUUUUUUGAUCAAAAAUGAAAAUAAUCAAUUAAUAAUUUUUGAAAAAAAUGAAUUAACCGAUGAAGGAGCUCUUCAAAUAGUCGCUGACGGUUAAAUUGAACUCGUGCCAAGAACCGCAAACGCACACGCUACGCGUCCCGCCUCCUUCUUUGCCUCCCUUGCCCUUUAAAUAGGGAAAAAUUGACUAUACGCUGGUCAUCUUCAGAAGCAGUUGUGAAAAUCAAUCAAUGAGCAAACAAUGACCGUUAUCAUCAAAACAGAGCGUAUUUUUUUAAGCGAAUUUUUUUUACAAGGUUGAGAAUCGAAAGUAAACGUACUUUUUGAUAGCUUUUUUUUCUUUUUUUUUUCUCAAUCUCGAAAAUAAGUCAGUUUUCCUUAGCUAUGCCAUUUUUAACGCGAAAACGCACCCUUUCAGACGCUGUAAACGGCUGCAAUCUUUGUGCUACUAUUGCAAAGAUGCUGAUAAAGACCCUUACUUGGUUAUAAAAACAAUUCUGAUUAUGCCCUUUUAUUAUUUUUCUUCCUGACCUUUCUCUUUCCCUCACUUACUUUUCUUCUGAAAGUUAAUCGUCGAUUUUUCAUGUAAUAUCAAAAGUACUCUGACUUGUAAUGAAAUGAAGAGAAUACGAUGAAAUAGUGGACUUUGGACUUUUCCAACCUGUUUUCGAAUUUUUUUUUUUGAUAAGGUUCAGGCAGUAGGGUUUUGCAGUCAUUCAAUGAACGAGAAUAGACAACUUUUUCUUUUGAAUCUCUAUAAGAGUUAGUUUCUUAUGUAAAAUUUGUGUUUUUCUUUGCUGAAGGAACAUAUUCUUCAAAUUUUAUAAUCUAAUUCAUUCCACAGACUUUUUUGCUGAACUCAGCUUUUUCUUGAAAAUAUUUUGCCGACGUUGAACAAAUUUCAAUCUAUUCCCUUUUGGGGUUCGUUUUUGCUUACAUGAAAUUUUUUUUUUGAAGAAGAGAUCCUUAAAUUUCAUUAAAAAAGAUGUUUUUGUUUUAAGAUCUUGUGAAAGACAUCAAGUUUUCGUUUAAUUUUCCCAGAAAAGGGACAGUCACCUUCUUAACACACCUCUUCCAGGAAGUGGCUUCGGCUUUUGGCCACCUUUCUCUGCCCUACUAUUCAACAAACGUUUACCUUGUUAAAGAGGGUCAUACCAGUCAGGAAUUUUAGAAAGGUUUUUUUUCUCAGAAAUUACUCAUAAAUUAUGUGGGAACUCAGCUAUUGAAGAGUAAACUUUUCAAAAAGUCAAAGCUUAAAUAAAAAUCCGGAAAAUUGGAUUGCUCGUUUUUUUUUUUCGCUCUCACCUAGUGAGUGAUGGAACUGCACAGCCUUUCGCGGACUGUGAAGCAAUAAUUGAGAAAUCUCUUAUCGCCGAUGUUCCCCUCUAAACAUCGAUGUACGAUCUUCCAUAAAACACGCUGUUUUUUGACCUUUUCGCCGACUGCCGACGGUUUUCGCCAUGAUACAUUCGAUAGAGGCUGUUUGUGCGAAGCUCCUCCGUCGCUAAUUGAUAAAAUCUACUUCCAGCAGCUUCUUUUCGAUGUUUUCAUACUCGUCAACAGUUUUUUUUCGAAUCUGAAACAUUGAAGAUCCCUUUGAAACUACGUCCACUUUGAACAGAAAGAUAAAGUUCUGAAAUUUUUUUUUCUGGAAAAUCGGUUCCUUUGUUGCUUUUUUCUUCUUUUUUUUCUUUCUGCACCUACUAUUACAAUGUUCCACGUUCUCUGUGCAACUCAAAAACUUUGUUUGAUUGUUGGGCGUUUUUGAAAGCAGAUGUUUCCAUCUUAUUCUUUAAUUUAUUGAACGUUUGAACGUUGAAAAACUGAAAAUUUUGUUUCAUUUGCAAAAGUAUUCUUAUUAUGUUCUAUUCCCCUGCGGUGAUGGUCAUCAAUUCGUUUUGAUCUUGGACACUUGAUGUCAUUUUCUUGAAUAAAAUCUCAGCAUAGUGUAGUCAAUUUUUUCGACUUGAAAAGUAAUACGGACAUAUUGAGCAGUGAGACUUGUGGCUUAAAUGCGAGCCGCCUUUUUAUGAAUUUUUUUUUUGAUUUUCUUUUGAUUGUACAUAAGCCGCGUCGCGUACGCCACAAUUCACCCUUGCCAAUCUAUUCAUCUCGCCUUUCAAUGAUUAAUUAAAUGAAAUAUACAGUGAAAAAUUUUAUAGAUGACCUACGACCUGUCGCGGUUGUCGCAAGACUUGCCGACCUCGGAGCGGAGCGUCGAACUCAACGGCAAGUUCGAAGCGUCAGCGCGCAUCCAAUCCAACAGUUCUCAACGUCGUCUGACCCUCAGCCGUUCCUCCAGCAUUGACUCCGUCGCCACUGUAGGGGUUUCUUCUUUUAGCAUGUUCAAAAGUUGCAUGUAAACUGUUUAUGGCAGUUCUUCAGUCCAUCCCGCGCGGCUUGCCUCUCUGUUUCUACAAAAAAAAGACUUUGUACUCAAUUUGACUAAACUUAACAUCGAGAUAUUCGAUAAUUGCAGUCGUUUGUAGACUUUUUUGCAGUUCAGUAAAUUAAAAGUUGGCAAGAGAAGAAAGUUUUCUCCAGUGACCACUUAAAAGCUUGAUUAUUUUCAAAGAAAAAAAUAUGCUUUACUGAAAUAUUCUCUAUGAAGUAGAUUUCCUGAGUAGAAUGUAGUGUACUCCCCGCAAAAAGCUAUCGUAAACUCAGACUCUUUUUUUGCAAUUUUAUCUUGAGACUGCGAAAUACUGCAAAAACCCAGAUUUACAGGAAAAUUUUAAUGGAUUGUAUUUAGUACAAAAAAAUUUAAAGAAAUAGCUUGAAGAUUUAUAUAAUAAAUAGUCUCUCCAAAGUCAUCGAGAGGUCUGUGAAAAAUUACGGGCGUCCAAAUUCGGAGAUUUCAUAGUCUCUGACCUAAGAUCAUUAGAAGGGUUUUACUCUAUUUUUCAAAUCCUCAAUCUAGCGACCGCAAAGCCCCGCCCCUUUUCACGAUGGAAAAAAGGCCAUUUUUUUGGUAUUCCGUCUUUGACUGUUUCGUACAGCCGAUAGAAACAAUGAAAAAUGAUAAAAAUUUCAGUAUACAGUUAGCAAAGGUUCCUCUUUCCGUUGAAAAUAUUUUUAGGUGCUUUCCAUGUGUUUCAACAGAGUUUCGUACGGAAUAGUGAUGCGAGUUCGAAAAAUAUACUUAGUUUUGCAUUCAUGUAGGUCGCGGACAAAGUUGAUUUUUUGAAAACUACUUAUAAACAGUAAAUGAAAUUUUUUAAGCCAAAAAAAUUAAAAUUCUAUGAUCGCCGAAAAAAUUGAGAGGCGCGCAAAGUCAAAAAUUGUUUUCUCAAUUGCAAUGCAGUAUUAGAAGGUUUUUAUGAUUUUUUCAUAUUGAGAAAAACAUUGCUCAAAUAAUACUUAUUGACAACUACAAGCAAAUGCACUGUUUUCAGUGGUAAAAAAGCUGGAGAAUUUUUUGCGAGUUGUAUUGAAUCAUUUCCCGGUCGAAGACACGGGUUUUUUCUUACUCAUUUAUAGGAGCUUUUAAUUUUUAAACAAAUAAAGAAAUAAAAUCGAAAAUUCUAGUUCGCCGAAAAAUUUCUUUCAACAAAAAGGUGAAUGAAAGUGGGCGAAAUUACAUUUUCAUGAGACUCAAAGAGCACUGUAAGCUGUCUUUGUGCAGUCACUGAGACGAAAGUGAUGGCAAAGUGGAAUUACAGCUCGUAAAACCUUCUCUUUUGGCUCCUGAAACCGUGCCACCCUUGCAAAUAAGAGUGCGCGCAGAUUGCAUGAGAAUUCGCAAAACCAAAUUUUCAGUGCAAAAUUUUGCUUUCCGAUUACUUUUAAAUAUUGUUUUCUCCUCUUAUUGUUAAUAUUUUUCGUUUUUCUUUUCUGUUUUCGCAUACUACAUGUUAAAAUCAUUUUUUUUAUAACAAAAACGAGAAGCUAGCUUGAGUUCGAAAAAUAGGUCUGUGGUCCCUACCUCAAUCUUCAAGGACCCUUUCUAAACUUGUUUUCCAUUUCUUUGCGCCUCGCCAGUACGUUCGACCUGCAACAGAGAGAAGUAAGAAGAUCAAUAAAUGAAAGGAAAACCUCCGCUGAACGCUGUUUACCACCAUCAAUGCUUGUUGAUCAUCUCGAGGGCCGUCGUUUUUCGAUCUUUUGCCCCAUGAUGCAAAAUGAAUACGUUUUAACGACUUUUCACUGUUUUGAGAGAGCUAGUCUGUGAGAAUCUGUCCGGAAAGAUGAGGUCAUGACGUGUUGCAAUCAUGAAUUUGAUGAAAAGAAUAUUCGAAAUUGAUUUUAACGGAAUUUUCAAUCAAGGCCAGCAAACCUUGAAUUCGAAAAAGUUCUUAUUUUGCUUUCAACAUAAUUUUAUUUCUUAAAAAAAACUUAUUUUACCCAAAAACCUAGAAUCACCAUUUGAACUUAUAUAAUUUAUAGCCCAUUCUACGCCAGCUUCCCCUAUUUUUUUUUUUUAUCAAAAAGGAACAAAUUUGACUGAGUUUGACCGAACUUUGCCUCCAGACUUUCGUUUUUUUCAGUCUUUUUGAAAUUUUUCUGCAAUUCUGUAGAGCAGAAGUACAAAAAUUUAUAUUCACGGUAGUUUUUUUUUCUGCUGCGCCUUACAAAAUUAACCGUCUCGCGCGGAACACACUAUAGCCUGGUUACGGCCUUUUCAAUUUUUUUUUUUUCCAAUCAGCAAUGUAUCACAGUUCAUUUCUCACUCGUAUUAAUGAUUGAUCGUCGAGAGUUUUCAACAAGAAUGUCUUCUUUUUUUUUUUUGAAAAAUGACGUUUUGCCGUUGUCUACAAAGCAUAUUUCCGCCCCACGUGUGUAUGUAUGUACAAACAGCCCAAAAUCACCUGAGUUUCCACGCUUUUCGUUGUGAAACGUCAUUCUUUGUGAUAUUUCUGUCAAGUUUUUGGUUUUUUUCAUAUAGUGUUUCUUACCAAUUUUCGAGGGCUAAAAGUCGCCGAAACUUUCCUCAAGUUUUCCUGUACGUCUUCAAGACGAGCUAUUUUAGUUUAACGGGCGAGGGAUAGUUUCAUUAUUUCAAAAUUAUAAAAAAUGAGAAGAAACUUUGUGAAAUCGAGAUUUUUCGUAGACGUUUCGUUUUCAACUCUCACCAUUUCUUUAAGGAUGUACACCUCCCCGACUGCUUCUCGUCGGACGAGCUUGACAAGCUCAGUAGCUGCCUCAGUGAGGUUAGUCCCCCUUUCCUUUCAAAAAGAAGAACCUAAUUUUUAUAAACCAGAGGCGGAGGAUUGGGAAGGCAGCCCUUGGCUUGGCGGCCAAGCCAAGCCAUUCAGCCAAAAGAUAGAAAUGAGCCAUUAAUUCACGUGGUCUUUUGCAACUAGGUCAAGUACGUGGCGAUAACGCCCUGAAUUAAUCAUUAUCAAUUUUGUAAAUUUUGAAUCGUUUUUUUUUUCGCAACUCCGUUUCAACGUUUUUAACCUACUGUAACAGAAUUUCAGCAGGAAUUUUCACUGAAACUGGUCAGUAGGCUGUAUUUUCAAUCUUACUAGAGAACUACUCGGACCAAAAAAUUUUGAGAUGUCAUGAAAUUGAUGCAAAAAGUAUUUCUUUUGAUAUAUUUGGUUUCCAAAAAAGUCACAUGACAGAAAAAUCCUACUACACCAGGCCACCUCGUUAAAAGGGGAAGGCGUACAGGUCUAUUCCUGGAUUUUGCGGUGGUAUGAAAAAAAGCCAGCAUAUUUUCGAACGGCGACUUUUCCGAUUAUUAUUUCAAAUCGCUAACAAGGGAAGUGUUUUUGGUGGUCGGUUGAACUUUUGUUGAAACUUUGCUGGAAGGUACUAUAAGACCUUCUCUUUCCAGAACACAAAUAAAAUUUCUCGCAAUAGAUCUCGUUUUCGAGUUAUGAAGCUUCAAAGUUUGCACGCUGAAUGAGUGCUGCAAGGCAAGAGGGAAUGUGGCUCGCGUACGAUCCCUCCACUCCAGUUGGCAGCGUGGUGUAGUGGCUAGCGUCCUUGCACUGCGGUGUCUAUGACCUAGGUUCGAAACUUUUUGAAGAAUUUCGUUUUUGCCAAAACUUUCCUAGGAGGAAUUUAUCGACAUUGGGGAAAUGGACCAAAACUUUUUGUCCAAAAUAACAUAGCUUCUCAUUUCACUCGAUUUACCAAGAAUUUUGACAAACAUUUUCCUUCGGCGGCUCAUAGGCAUGAUCAAUGGAUCGCUUUCUGUUUUUCAAGAAUCUGGAGGAGACUUACUCAUCUUUCUGUGGCGUAAGUUUUUAUUUGAUUCCUUUCAAAUUAUCAACUGGACUGAAACGCUGAUUAAAAGGCACGUAGAACUUUUUCCCCCAAAAAAAGGACUAUUAAUAAUUUUUAUAAGCGGAAAAAAUAUUUUAAUCGGUAUACCGAAUCAAAAUGAGAAACUAUAUUAUUUUGGAAAGAAAUGUUUGGUCCAUUUCCCAAAUGUCGAUAAAUUCCUCCUAGGAAAGUUUUGGCAAAAACGAAAUUCUUCAAAAAGUUUCGAACCUAGGUCAUAGACACCGCAGUGCAAGGACGCUAGCCACUACACCACGCUGCCAACUGGAGUGGAGGGAUCGUACGCGAGGCACAUUCCCUCUUGCCUUGCAGCACUCAUUCAGCGUGCAAACUUUGAAGCUUCAUUUCGGUUUAUAAAACAUCUAUUAACUUUUUUUUUUUUGUGUUUUAAUCAUGAAUAAACUACCUACUUUAUAUAAGUAGAUUCAAAACAAAGAGUUUAUCUAGAAAAAGAAGUCGCAAAAAGAUUAGUCGGAAACUUCUCUGCCGGAAACUUCCCAAAAAAUAAAAAAAACGUUAUGUUCGAAUUUUUUUAACAAUUAAAAAAUCUGAAUCCUUUGUGUACACAGGUUUCAUACAUCGCUCAAAACAAGCGCUUCUAGAUGCUAGGGCGAUUUAGCCUUACAAAUGACCGUCGCGCCACGCUGACUUUUGAAAAAGUCAUUUCUGCCUUUUGGGCGUUUAUGGCUUGGCAGGCAGGGCGGCCAGUGGGCAGCCAUCCUCCACCUCUGUUAUAAACCAAGGCUUUUUAAGCUAUAAAAUCGCAUUCCGAUUGUAAAAUUUCGAUUUUAGCGAUGCGGCCAAAUCAUGUGUUUUUCCAUCUCUUUUUCUGUUUUUUUUUUCGAAAUCUUUAUGACUUUCAAAUAAUUACUUGAAGUCAUUCAACUACGCUAGACAUAAAUUCAAAACGCGAACCGCUAGUCUAUAAUCACAAAGUUCUUUCGUUCAACAGCUAUUUCAAUAUUUAUUUGACUGCCAAAAAAUCUUUUUCGAUAUUCAAUAAUGGAAAAAUAAAAAACAAGUAGACCCUAGAUCGUUUUAUCAGUAAGGCAUGCAGGCAACGUGAAAAAUCGCCACGUUUCACGUGAAAUUGCCGGCUACACCCUGUGGCGGUCAAAGUACAGCGUCUCUUCUUCCUCUACGUGCGAUUUUGCGGCUUUCUCUUUUGUUUGCCUGAAAAGCUGCUUCGAAUUGUGCUUUUUGUCUGUUCUUUGUGCUAUUUUUCAUGUGAAUCUGUAGUUUUCUUCAAAAAAGAACUUCAGCCGUUGAAUGAUUUCGAAAGAAAAUUGUGUAAAAACCUUUUAUUUGUCUAGCUAAUCGAUAGUAUUUUCGGUUUGGGCUGAAGUUUCACGAAAAUUGCCACGUUUGCUCAAUAUUUUCGAAAAUUGAUGAGUGUCAGCAAAUGAUAAGACAAGUUUUGGAUUUUGCUCCAAAUGACCAAUUUCAUGAUAACAACGGCUCUUUUGAAUUUUAUCAUACAGUCUCUCACGCGUGGACGUUUUAAACUUUCUGUAUAUAGGUCAUAUUUCAUUAAAAAAAAAUGCUGUGUCAACCGUUUGAACACGUUUGUCUAUAUUUCUUCACACCAAACGCCCGAUAUUUAAGGCGAACUGUAAUGAAUUCCAACAUGGACCUUCCCGGCCUUAUGUAUGGCAUCGCUCAAUUUUGGCUCGGAUUUUUACUGGUGAAUUUUUCCUCUCAACAAAAUGCGAUUUGAUAGCUUUAAAAGCUGGAAAUUUAAAGAAAAAAUGAAUAAAUUGAGACGUUAUCAAGUUUAGAACACCCAAAUGACUCCGUCGUGCACGCAUUUACAUUUUUUAACAAUGGAACUCUAUGGAAACUGUAAUAGGCUAAAAAUAGAUAAAGGUUGAUAUAAGCAUGAUGUUCUAACAGAAACCGAGACGUUAUCAAAGUUCAAGCUGCGGGGAAAAAAAAUUGCGAAAAGCACCGUCAUGAGUCGUUUGGGGCUUCUAAUUCUUAUAACAUCUAAAAAGGUGGCUUGACGACGAGACGUUGAUGUGGACGAGUUCCAGAGAUGGAGGAAUAUUUGAUGAGGAAGCAGAGCUGAAAUGGGAGGCGCGCGACGACGGCGACGAUGCUGAAGACGUUGACGACGUCGCCAGCUUCCGGAAGGCUUCGCUGGCCUACUCGAUCGCGUCGUCGUCGUCGUCGUCGUCUAGCUUUUGGCGCAACCACCGCCGCCUCAGCGUCUCGUCGUCUUCGUCGUUUAUCGACGGCGGCCAACUUGUCGAAGACGUGGACCCUGCUGACGUGGAGCUCGUUCAGGUGUCGUCGGAAGGUGGCGCCGAGAAGUCGACCUCCGUCCUCUACGACAUCGUCCAGGCUCAACUAGCUCUCUGGACGUGCGCUUUCUCACUUCUGUACUCGUACGCCUGGAUGCAGCAUCGCAAGAAGUUUCUUCUUAGCAUCGUGAGUUUUUUUUUUCUUCAACAGGUUCCAUUCAAGACAUAAAAAUUUGACCUUUCUGAAAUUUAUCAAUCAGUUUUUCUUAGAACUGUACGUUUACAGGCUGCACUGCUUGUGGCAGAAAUCAAAGUUAUAUUUCUCAUUUACUUUUUUAAAUUUUUGAAUAGUAUCUCAUUCUUUUUUUAGGUUUUUCAUGAACAGUGGGUUUACAGAGGGAUUUUAAGAUCCAGUAGAAGUUUUUGCGCCUUACUUGAAAUUAGAAUUUAUUUAGUUCAUCGUGGUCCCGACGACGUUUUUCCUGACUUGCGCGAUGUCCUCGCUUCUGACAACGAUCGUCGUCAUCGGCCGACUCUUCUCGGCGCCCGUCAACUACGAGCAGUACCUGAGGCCGCGCCUUGGCAACGCCGGCAGCAUCGAUUACGAUGGUAUCUUUUUUCGAAUUUAAAAGCUUACUUUGAGUGAUGUGUCAAUAUUUUUUCCAAACAAUUUUAUUGCUUAGUCCUUUUCGAACGUGCUGAGAUAUCACGUAAAGGUUUAUCAAACCUUGAAUUAUGCAUGCGAUCCACAUAUCAUCUCGAAUGGAAAAUAUAUAGAUUUCUUCAAGGGCCUCAAAAUUUUUCUCAACGCUACUUUAUAAAUGGACUAGUUCCUGACCGUGGUCCUGAAGAAACUUUCUUUCGUCAUUUUCAUUUGAGUCGCAUCGAUUAAGCAUUGAUGGGCUCUAAUUUAGUAAGAGAUGCAGAUAAGUGGGAGAUAGUAACGAAUAAAAGAGAGAGAGACUUGAUCACGUAUGCUGGUGGUCAAUCAGUUUCCUAUUUGGAAGGCUGCAUUUAGAGAUAAUUUUGGGCAAAAAAAAUUGCCUCAUACUUUUUACCGCUAUAGUUUGGCCAUUGUCGAAAAAUCUAUAGGAAAACAAAGAUCUAGAGAAAGCUGCCGACGAGAAAACCCGACCGCGAAGUUGAAAUGAGUGAAAGUGGAGAAAAUGAUUGAAGCAAUCAAAAAUUUAGAAAAAGUAGCUCUUUUGACUCGUUUGGCGUGGCUUGAAAGUCAUAAGCCAGAAGCCCUACCAGCUCUGCUCAUAAGGGUUCAAUAUGCGCUGAGACUGGGUGUUAGCACGGCUGGUUCAACCUCAUCAGCAAGGGAGUUCAUCAGAAGUUUCAGACCGCGACUACGGUGGCGGAAUCCGACAACGAAGCUACUCUGGCGCCUCGUCGGUAUCGUGUGACGACGGCCUUCCGAAGCCUCUGUGCCGUCGUCACAGCGGUUCGCACACAUCCCUUUGCAGCCGACCGCCGUCGGUGAACCGCAAACUUUCUUACGCUUACUCUCACUAUAACGCCAACAGUGGAGACAUUAGUGACUGA